ACUACUUUUUCCAGCAGAAUACUAUGUGCGAACCACAAGACGUAUGACAGCUUCACAGAGUCAGCCUGACCUGCAGGCCAUCAUAAACUCUCAGCUGAGCAUGAAGCAACGUCGCAGGAGCCGAGGCCACAGUCGCGGCAGAGGUUUGAAUAGAAACACCCACAGCAGUGAUUGUUCAGCUCAACACACUCAGACAUAUUCAUCAUCUCAGAACCCUGCAUCUGUAGAUCCUCACAAAUUGUCACAUAUGCAGGCUGCUGGUGCAUCUUCUGAGCCGUCGGGCAACAAUCAAAGCUCCAGUGAGAUUUCAGAACAUGCCUGUCCUAGUCAGACCAAUACAGAUGCCUUUUCAUCCCCUACAGUCUGUGCUACUCGUCCGGGGAGAGGCAGGAGGAGGAAGAGAGGUAGAGGCAGAGGGAGACCUCAGAUCCCACGAUCCUCUUUAAAUUUAGACCUCGGACACACUUCAGAUUGUUCCCAGGCUACCAGCACCCUGGUCUCUUCCUCCCCAUCUCUCCGUGUAGCUCAUGGAUCAAAGCCCUCUCUGGUUUCACAGGAGGAUGUUCCAGUGACACACAAGCCUGAGCCUGCACCUGUGUACAUCACAGCUACCCAGCCUUCCUCUGGGAUUAAUGGGGCUCAGGACAACUCUGGAUCUGGCCAUCUGGAGAAGGUCUGUCCCAUCUUUGUGAAGAGCAGUACUGAGACUAAAAGAUCCUCCCAGAGAAGCAUAGGCACAGCGAGUUGGCAGUCUCUCCUCUUGCCCUCCUCUCCUGCCCAGACUUCUCUUUGUCCUCUCAGAUUUCAGCCCCCUGGCCUACUGGUCAGCAACCUAAGGAACUUGGACAUCCACCAAGAUUUCUAUCUUCCUGAUGACCAGUUUGCUUUGCUGAAACUGCUGAAACUUCGCCAAAUCACUGUGGAAUUAGGAGUAGAACAGUUCACAUCACCGUCUUACAACACGCGCAGCAGCACCCGCCGCUCUAACAUAUGCUGGACCAGCAGCAACGAUGCUUUGAUACCAUUUCCUCUACUGCUCAGCCUCACACCCACAGAUUUCACUGUAGAAAAACCAUCUACUACACAAUCUGCAGGUGUCCAGAACUUGUUUAUAGAUGACAAGCAUGCAAGUCAGUCAUUAGUUGAAGGGACAUCUGACCAAGAUACCACAGAAACCCCUGGAGGGCAGCAGACUGAAAACCUCCAAGCAAAGACUCUCACCAGCUCAGCAGAAUCUGUGUCAUUGGUUGAAGAUUGUGCUGCCGAUUGUGUCAGUCAAUAUAAAGAGCAUGAAACUGUGACUUUGAACAGUCAUAACGAGAGUGGCCUCUCAGCAAGCAGCACACACACAUCUGUAGACCAUCCCGUUAAAGCUUGUUUGAACUUUGUAGACAGACCAGCAGGCAAAGUGAAUGAUUCUGUCACUGGACAGUCAGAUUACCUUAAAAUAAAACAGCCUGCAUUAGAAAAACAACCAGACUGUGCUGAUGUUGUCCAUCCUUUGGAAAAUCUGAGAGAGCACAACACUGUCAUCAUUGAUUGCCCUCUAGAGCAAACACCUGAUGAACCUUCUAACAGCUACAAUGUGAAAUCUCCUGCCAAAGAUUCAAAGGGACCUUGCAAACCCACCCACAGCCCCCCCAUAGACAAAUCAGCAGAAAACAAAACUCAGGAGAAGUGUGUUCUACACCACAUUGUCCCCUCUCAGCUCCUGUUGAGCCCUCCUGUGGCUUCAGCACCCUGCCCCUUCCUAACCCCACACCUGCUCUCCUCUGCUCUCCCCUCCAGCCCUACACUACCCUCCCUAGGAGUCACGCCUGUUACCCCCGCGACUUCCUCCUCCACUUCGCCUCGUUGCACCCUGCCUCCUGCACACAGUCCAUCCACCCAGGCCCUCUCCCCUCAGGCUCUCUCUCCCUGUCCAUCCUUUAUGCCCCUGCCUACUAGCCAGCCUCCUGACUCCCCCUCCAGUCAGAACCAGGCUUCAUUACAGCCACCAGAUAUAACUGAUCAGUGUUACAGGGUUCAAAUGGCUACUUGUCCGACUGUCUCCAGCAUCCAGGCGCAGGGCUCUGGUAGGUUGUUAGGGCCAAGAACGGAAGAGACUACAAAGAAACACAUGCUGAGAUGCAUACACACGUUAAAGGCCCCAGCAGGAGACUGUCUGGUGGAUGCAUGCUGUCUGGCCGGACACUCAGGUGGUUUAUAUGUAGCAGCAGCGGGAAAAUGGGCCGUGUGUCUGUGGAGUCAGGUUUCAGCAAACGAUUGGAGCUUAAUACACAGCUGGAGCUUCAACAAGCCAGUGAUCAAUGUGUUUCCUGUCCCAGAUGCUGCUGGGCUGCUUUGUGUGACUCUGGGACAGCUGGAAAUCAGUGAAGUGAGGAUGCUGUCAUGCUCCAGCUUCUUGCAAGUGUUGCUAUAUGAAGGGGGCGUCCAGGCUGUUGUAAGUGUGUCCAAGUCCAGAGUGGUUACCUCCUCCCACUCAGCAAUAGGUUCCACCAUGAAGGUGUUUUACCUGUCUGACAGCAACAGCAUGCCAGGCUCUCAGCCUCUUGUGUCUCCUGGUGUUUGCAUCGGGGCCCUCGCUCCAGUGGAAGAACUUUUUGACGCUUUGAUCGGUACAGAUGAGUGUGGACACCUCUUCAUCUGGAAUUUGAAGACUGGACAGCUGCUGCAGAAGAUCAUCCUCGGAGAUGACUUAUCACACACGGCCUGCCUCAGAGGAUACUCCUACUGUGGAGUGUUAUUUGUCCUGCUGCAGCACCAGUUCCUCAGCUCUCUGGAAGAAGAAGAGACAGAGGCCAAAGCAAAAGAUGAAAUGUUUUCAGACGAAGGGAAGGAAGAGGAGAGGAAGAAGACGGCCUUGUUUUCCCUGGUGACUGUCAACCCGCUGAGUGGGAAGUCUGUCCUGGCUACCCAGCUGUCUCCACCCAAAGCCUGGUCUGGCAGCAGACUGUACGAGGCCGAUGUUAACAGCUCCAGCGUGGUCGGUCUGAGUCAGAGCGGCUGUAUGUGUGUGUGGGAGCUUGGGCGUCAGGGGGCCUCGGAAAUGGUGAGGGCUCCUGAGAGCGAAGGCUGGCAGCUUGCUCGCUGGGGCGUGCGAGAUGUGCUGUUGACUGGCCAUCACAACGGAGACGUUUCUCUGCACUGCUACAGUACGUGUCAGGCCUCACUGUGCAACUGAAAAUAUAGAUUGAUCGAAGUUCCCUUUGUUAAAAUACUACAGUGUCACAUUAAUUUAUUCUGCCUGAUCCUGAAUGCAUUGCACCUCUUAUGGGCACAGAUUAUUGAAACUGAUACUCUCUAAGCCCUGGAACCACUAAAAUAUGGGAAUUUAUACGUAGUAAACUAAACAUACCCCAAAUCUCAACAACUGUUAAACAGUUAAAUGGAGAGUGCUUGUUUUCCCUGUUUGGAAAUGUUUUUAGAUCACUAGUAAGACACACUGGACGUCUCCGUGUGAGGGUGUGGACGUGUUUUGACCUUUUAGACUUUGACUCCCUGUCUUUUAUUGCUUUUGCUGUUUGGACCGUUCUUUGUGUACUUGAAUACAUGUUAUAGUUAAAGAAAAAGAAGUGUUGCCAAAGUUGUUUUUUUAUAAUCUACAUUAAACAGUUGUAUA
Molecule: messenger RNA, 3622 nt
Organism: Monopterus albus (swamp eel)
Lineage: Eukaryota; Metazoa; Chordata; Actinopteri; Synbranchiformes; Synbranchidae
Exons: 9
Coding region: 44-3184 (1046 amino acids)
Biological process (GO): double-strand break repair via homologous recombination
Cellular component (GO): nucleoplasm
Molecular function (GO): protein binding; DNA binding
Source: RefSeq, a predicted model, not a curated record